AUGGCAACAGUCUCCACAUUGAACCCAACAAAGUUCAUGGCCUUCAAGGGUCUUGUCAUGGCCAUGUUUGCCGCCUACCCGACCUCGAUCCACUCGCUUCGACAACCUGGCAGUCUCCUCUGGGUCAUCUUUACCCUCUGGGUUGCCAAGACUGUCAAGAAUAUGAUCAAGAGAGCAUACUUCCACCCGUUGUCCCACCUCCCCGGAAACAAACUCCUCUCAUCGACCUACUUCUUCCUUGGCAUUGCCGGUCUCAGUGGGCGGAGCCAUUACUUCCUCCCCCUCGGGCACAAGUAUUACGGAAAGAUCUUUAGGUUCUCGCCAGAUAUCGUUUCUGUCGCUGACAAGGACAUGAUCAAAGAAAUCCUGGUGACGAUGGAUUACCCCAAGAGCGUGAUCCAUGAAGGGUUUGAGUUGAAUGAUCAGCACAACCUCUUUACCUCGCGCCACAAGGAGUUCCACAAGAACCGACGACGAUUGGUGGCACCAGCAUUCGGAUUGCAGUACCUGCGCGCCCUAGAGCCAAUCAUGGCCGAAUGCACCCAAAUCGCCAUCGACGAGAUCGACAAGAUCCUCAUCGACCCCAAAGCCGUCAAGGGUGGACAUAUCCUUAAACCAGGUCAAGUCGACAUCUGCUCCUUCAUGAUCCGUCUUUCACUCGACAUUAUCGGCGAGACUGCCUUUGGGCAGUCCUUCAGGAUGGUCAAGGAUAACACCCACCCUGUCCCCAAACAGCUAGCGAAUACGCUGAAGAGAUGUAUGCAGCAGACUCUCAACCCGUGGAUGAAGUGGUUUGUGCCGCUGGACUGGUCGUUUGUGGAGUUUGGGGCGCAGAGGGUGAAGGAUAGGAAGUUGAAGGGUGAGGCAGGGAGGAGAGCGGAUCUGUUGCAGUAUUUGAUUGACGCGCAGGCACAUGAGCGUGCGAAUGGUAAUGGGGAGACCGGGAAUGAGUAUGAUGAUAUGAUUGCCGGAAAACUGACUGACAAGGCCGUCGAGACCGAGGCCUGCGUCUUCUUGAUUGCGGGAUCAGAGACAUCGUCGACGGCAAUGACGUUCACGAUUAUGUACCUGGUCAAGAACCUCGACAAGCUGGCCAAGCUGAGAGAGGAGCUUGACUUGGCAACUGCCAGCAAUGCCCCCGGUGCCCUCCCCACCUAUGACCAGAUCCGUAACCUGCCUUAUCUUACUGGAUGUAUCAACGAGUCCCUGCGUCUGCGUCCAGUUGCUGCCACUGGUCUCCCUCGUGAGGUGACCGAGGAUGUGACCAUGAAGGGUCACUUCUUCCCCAAAGGCACAAUCCUACUCGCGCAACUCCCACAGCUGCACUGGUCAAACGAAUACUUCCCGCAAGCCAACAAAUUCAUCCCGGAACGCUGGAUCCCAGACGAAUCGCCGUUCUCUCCCGUCCAGGAUUUCACCUUCUACCCCUUCUCGGCUGGAACUCGCAACUGUGUCGGAAAGAACUAUGCCAUGAUGGAGAUGAGACUGAUCAUUGCAGCACUAAUUGUCCGCUACGACAUUGGAUUCGUUCCUCGACAACGUACCGACUACAUCCAAUACAUUACCACGGCCUUGGCGACCGAUAGCUAUAUCAUUACCAUGAAGCGACGUGAGCUUGUCCGUGGAUUCUAG
Messenger RNA from Linnemannia hyalina, 1632 nucleotides. The record is from the annotation of a GenBank genome assembly. NCBI's taxonomy places the organism in Eukaryota, Fungi, Mortierellomycota, Mortierellomycetes, Mortierellales, Mortierellaceae.